AUCCGAUCCGACGCCACUGCUUAGCUCCUGCUGCCCUGAUUGUCUCCAGGGCUGCUUAACUCCUAUUUAUCCUGUUGUUUUGGGGUUUUUGUUUUGCUUUGAAGGGACUAUUUCAUUGUCUGGGAUUUUAUUCAAGACCUGGAUAUAAUACGAAGUGUUUUUGUUCGUUUUGGAUCGAGGUGUGUGUGUGUGUGUGUGGAGCUCGCCUGUCUUCUUGGUUGGCUUGGGAAAAGCCACUGCGUAUCAAAUAGCAGGUGGUAAAGAUGCUGCAGUGAGUUCGGAGCUGAAUCUUAACUGAAGCCUCAGCAUGUCUAUACUGCUGAUGGUGGGUGUGGUGAUGUGGGGGGCCCAAGGGGGGGUCCAUGGGGCCAUGUGUCCCGGAGGGGUCCUUGGUAACUGCCCCACCCAGCAGAGCAACACCUCUGGUGGGGGUGAGACCUCCAGGGACUACUGCUACACCGCCCGUAUCCGAUCCACCGUGCUCCAGGGCCUGCCCUUCGGAGGGGUGCCCACUGUGCUCGCACUCGACUUCAUGUGCUUCCUGGUACUCCUGUUUGUGUUCUCCAUCUUGAGGAAGGUGGCGUGGGACUACGGCCGCUUGGCGCUGGUCACUGAUGCAGACAGACGGAGUCAGCGAUACAGCCGUCUGGACGAACAGGAAUACAUGCCUUUCCUGUCCUCCUGUGUGAGCGCAGCCCUUGAGGCGCCCAGCAGGCAGGAUGUUUACAGGGUGGAGAG
Molecule: messenger RNA, 738 nt
Organism: Oncorhynchus gorbuscha (pink salmon)
Lineage: Eukaryota; Metazoa; Chordata; Actinopteri; Salmoniformes; Salmonidae
Product: CSC1-like protein 2
Exons: 5
Source: RefSeq, a predicted model, not a curated record